AUGGCCACUUCUGCCCUACAAAUUGCUGGACUGGUACUUGGUGGUAUUGGCAUGGUGGGAUCACUGGCUGUCACAAUCAUGCCUCAGUGGAAAGUGUCUGCCUUCAUUGGAAGCAACAUUGUAACUGCUGAAAACAUGUGGGAAGGACUGUGGAUGACUUGCAUGAGGCAUAUGAACAUCAGGAUGCAGUGCAAAAGGUACGAUUCCCUACUGGCUCUUCCUCCAGAACUGCAGGCGUCCAGAGGACUGAUGUGUGCUGCUACGGUGCUGUCCUUCCUAGCCUUCAUGACAACCAUCCUGGGCAUGAAGUGCACCCGCUGCACUGGGGACAAUGAGAAGGUGAAGGGUCACAUUCUGUUAGCAGCUGGAAUCAUCUUCAUUGUGGCAGGCAUUGUGGUGCUCAUCCCUGUGAGCUGGGUCGCCAACUCCAUCAUUAGAGAUUUCUACAACCCAGUCGUAGAUAUUGCACUGAAACGUGAGCUUGGAGAAGCCCUCUACAUAGGCUGGGUCACGGCAUUGGUGCUGAUUGCUGGAGGAACACUCUUCUGUUGCAUUUUCUGUUGCAAUGAAAAGAACAACAUGAGCUACAGAUACUCCAUACCGUCGCAUCGCACGACCCCAAAAAGCUUUCAUAUGGAAAAGAAGUCACCAAGUGUUUAUUCUAAAAGUCAGUAUGUGUAG
Molecule: messenger RNA, 681 nt
Organism: Chrysochloris asiatica (Cape golden mole)
Lineage: Eukaryota; Metazoa; Chordata; Mammalia; Afrosoricida; Chrysochloridae
Gene: CLDN8
Product: claudin 8
Exons: 1
Coding region: 1-681 (226 amino acids)
Biological process (GO): cell adhesion; bicellular tight junction assembly
Cellular component (GO): bicellular tight junction; plasma membrane
Molecular function (GO): structural molecule activity
Source: RefSeq, a predicted model, not a curated record